Messenger RNA from Drosophila ananassae, 1207 nucleotides. RefSeq names its product coiled-coil domain-containing protein 43. Lineage: Eukaryota; Metazoa; Arthropoda; Insecta; Diptera; Drosophilidae. The record is from RefSeq and is a predicted model, not a curated record. The transcript has 3 exons. Bases 473 to 1099 code for a protein of 208 amino acids.
UUGACUAGUUUAUUCAAACAUAAAAGCAAUCAUUCCAUUCGUUAUAAAAAAGCAUAGCAAUUUUAAGGUCGGCAAAUAACUAAAAGUACAAAAACGUUUACCAAAACAGAUUCAGUGUUGGAUAAGGUGGCAGCAAUCAGCUGACUGAAAAAGGCAUUGCCAGAAUUGCAUUUUUUAACAUUGUUUUCAAAAUAAUAAGCUCAUAAUGAGUAGCAAUCCAAAAAGCUAUUAUUUAGUCAUCUAUAGAAAUGCAAAUUAACAGAUAAGUUUUUACACGCAAUUUUAACAGUACUAGGUGAAUAAGUUGGCAGCCCCGUUCGAAACAGCUGUAGAGGCCUCCGCGCUUUGCAGCACUGCCACACAUGUUCAUCAGAAUCAAAAUUUUGUUGCCAUUUGCGGCUAAAUUUUCACUGCCCAACUAACUUAUAAAGUUAGCCUUACACGUGAUACACAUACGAGUCUGAGGAACACCAUGAGUGCCAGCGAAGAAUUUGUAAGCUGGCUAAACGAGCAGCUGCGCCAGCUAAACAUGGAUGAGGGCGUUUUUGGGUCCUACAUUGUUGGCAUCCUGGAGGGCGAUGAAUCGGCGGAGGAGAAAAACGAAGCUCUUGAAGGAAUUCUCAGUGAAACUGGGUCUGCCAACAUCGAUGAGCUGGUGGCCACCAUCAUGCAAAAGUGGCUCAAAAGCAAUCCCAGCGCGGAUGAGCCGCCCAAGAAAGGCUUGGACAUCGACGUAAACGCCCAACUAGCCAAGCUACUGGAGCAACAGAAGCUGCAACCUGCCGCCUCCAAGGAACGCGAAUACACAGAAGAAGAACGGCGCAUCAAGCAACAGAUACUGGCCCAGUACUCACAGACAGCAGUUUUGAACGAAGAUGAAGACGAUUCCCAAGUGGAGAGCGAGGAUGACAGUGGAGCCCUGGCUCCCAAUACCAACAAAUCAGAUGUCCAGGCACUGGCCAAGGAGAAAAGGGAGCAGGCCCGCCUGGACAGUGCGGCCAAGAAGCAGAAGGACAAAGAGGACCGCGAAAAACAAAAACAGCUGCGCGAGGAGAAGAAGGAGAAGCGGAAAACUGUCAAAGGCGAAAGGCGCCGGUAACCGUCCCCAAGAUAAAAUUGUUCAGAGUCAUAUAUAUACCCACAGAUUUAUACAACUUUGUAAUGCAAUUGAAACGCCAAAGUUUGAAAUGGAUAUUUUUAAAAUGUU